Benincasa hispida (wax gourd) is the source of this 970-nucleotide messenger RNA. RefSeq lists its product as uncharacterized. The record is from RefSeq and is a predicted model, not a curated record. Lineage: Eukaryota; Viridiplantae; Streptophyta; Magnoliopsida; Cucurbitales; Cucurbitaceae.
CGAGGUAGCCCAAAUUACUUAAUUUAUUUUGCUACAGUUUCUCUUUCCCUUUUGCCCGUUCUGACCCUUUGUUCUCCUUCUCCUUCUCCUUCCUCGGAAACCCUUAUUCAAGAUUGGUGAACGAUAAUUGGAGGUUUCGUCUUUCAUGGAGGAAACCAAAGCAUCACAGUCUGCACCAAUCCAAGCGCCAGUUCCUCCAAGCACAGCUCCAUCUCAGACAUUGCCUCCUCUUCCUCCAAAACUCAAGAAGAGGCCACUUGACAGAAAUGCUUAUAUCCAAUAUACAAAGAUGCGCGCUGUUAUUAGAGAUCUUCGUCCUCAUUUUCUCGAGGUUUUGAAGACCCCCGACUUUCGUAAUUGCAAGGCAGCUAAUGAAAUUCGAGAAAGAAUAAAGGUUCUACAGGACAUGUAUAUAUUGAUGAUGGCAACAACUUCAGAAACUCUUUACAUCGAGAAGACUAGUAAUGUGCUCGAUGGUCAGUCCUCGUCAGUUGAUAAUCAAGAUCGACGGUCCCGAGAACAACACCAUGAUGGUAAACUGGGGGACAAGUCAUCUACAAAAUCAUAUGAAAGUAAUAACCCUUCAAGUUAUGCCACAGAAAAGCAGCGGGCGAAUGAUGGCCAGAUAUCUGGAUCAUAUAUUGUUGGUGGAUCAGCAUUUGGCUGGAAUUUCAUCGCCUUCACAGGUACCGAGCCGGUAUACUAUGGAAUUACGAAGGAAGUAUUUCGAGAAAAAAAUCCAAUUGUUUCAUCAGAAUCGUGAUUUUGGAAAGUAACAUGCUUGGGAAUUGUUCUAUGUUAUCAUGACUUAAGAUGAGCAUUCAAUAGAUGAAAUAGCUUCUAUUUAGAAUGUGAAAUUGUGAAUGUAUAAUGUAGAAGUUCAAUUAUGAAAGAUAUUAUUAACACUGAUCUUCCUUUAUCUAAUACCUUUGAUGAUCAACAUCUGGAAAUAGGGUCUUUGUUGAAUCAA